CUCAUCAAGUAUUCUCAAAUCUCGACUAGUGUAAAUACACGCUAGAAAAAGAAGAACAAACAUUAAGUAUACAUUAUUAUAUCAACAACAUACAUUUUAUAAUAAAAAAAACGCUGUUCGAUUGAAUUUGACAAAAGGUGUCAGUGUAUUUAACGUUUAAUUUACUAACAUCAUAAGAGACAAUAACGAUAACCAAAUGGAUGAUGCAAAUAUGAGUAGUGCUGAAAUAACUUUUGACAAUUUAACUAUUUUAAAAGAAUUCAGUAACAUAGCAAACCUUGUUAGAAAUGAGGAUUUUCUGGAUACAGUACCAAAAGCUAAAUUAAAAAGAGUAAAAUGGGUCCCAAUGUUUGAUUGCUUGAAACAAGGUAUUUUUGAUGAAAUGGUGCAGGAACUUAGCUCUAUGUGGGAAUUUGAAAAUAUGCCUGAGAAACUUGAAGUUUUAGAAAAGCAAAAGGAAAAAUUUGCAGAAAUCAAUCCAGAGAAAACAGUUUGGAGACCAAAAUACAAUGAUGUCAAAAGCCAACUAAGAGCUUCGGAUGUUGCUAAUUUACGUAAACAGAAGGUAUUACUGGAAUCAUUAGCAAAAGAAUAUGAAGCAAGAGCUAGCAGACUCAAAAAAACUGUCACUGCAAAAAGAGGUUACUUAAAAGCAUUGCAGAUGGACAUUCAAAAGUACCAAAAGAAAAAUGAAGAAAUAAUUACUAACAUAAAUGAAAAAAUGAGAAAUCAUGGGAAAUUAGCAGAGUUACUUUUACCUAACAUGAUCAAUGUUCAAGAUAUUAGUUGGUCUCAAAAAGAAUUGGAAGUUGAUGAAUAGAAUAAAACAGAAUACACUAGAUCAUUGAUUAAAAUUUAUAUUUCAGAAAAAUGUACACA
Molecule: messenger RNA, 879 nt
Organism: Nymphalis io (European peacock)
Lineage: Eukaryota; Metazoa; Arthropoda; Insecta; Lepidoptera; Nymphalidae
Exons: 3
Coding region: 197-820 (207 amino acids)
Source: RefSeq, a predicted model, not a curated record